This is a messenger RNA of Aspergillus mulundensis, 366 nucleotides long. RefSeq lists its product as uncharacterized. Lineage: Eukaryota; Fungi; Ascomycota; Eurotiomycetes; Eurotiales; Aspergillaceae. The transcript is spliced from 2 exons. The coding region runs from base 1 to 366 and encodes 121 amino acids. The record is from RefSeq and is a predicted model, not a curated record.
AUGACCUACAAAUCCAACUACGAACCUUACACAAGCCAGAGUCUCUACUCGCGGCCCUCCUCCUCCUCAUCACUCCUCUACCCCCUCGGCGACCUCUACCCCCACGUCGUCGCCCUCCAGCUCCAAAUCGAAGAGGACGAGAACGCCUCCAAAAACUCCGGCUACCACCAAGACAUCGCAUACUGGGCCGAGGUCGCCGCUUCACCUUCAUCACCACACACACUCCCGGACGGUCUUUCGAAGCGCUCGUUGCGCAGGUAUAGCGGUACGUACCCGAACUAUCCAAUCCGCCCGGUUGGACCGGAAUGGAACGGGCUGGCUGGACCUGUCAGAUCGGAUCUGACCUGUUCGAACGAACUAAGCUAA